CUCUUGUCGUCACUCCGCAGCUAACAAAUUUUUCCCAGCGCGACGGCCUCCCUCGCACUCCGCUCCUCCCUUCGCCGAAGCUUCGCGGCGUCCGGCUUCCUCCCCGUUUUAAGCCCGCCUCCGACGAGCCGCGAUCCCACCACGCAGUUCGGAGGCGGAGGGGAGCAGUGGUUUGAUCGGGCGGUGCCAUGGCGGAGACCCGCAAGUUCGUUCUGCCCGGCCAGCCCCCAGAUUUCUCCCAGAUACUGCAGGAGGCUCAGAAGAGAUGGCUGCGGCCCACCGAAGUCUGCGAGAUACUGUCAAACUACAAGUUCUUCUCCAUUGCGCCCGAACCGCCAAACAGGCCUGCGAGUGGUUCUCUUUUUCUCUUUGAUCGCAAAAUACUGAGAUACUUCAGAAAGGAUGGACACAAUUGGAGAAAGAAAAAGGAUGGGAAGACUGUUAAAGAAGCUCACGAGAAACUAAAAGCUGGCAGCAUUGAUGUGCUCCACUGCUACUAUGCCCGCGGGGAGGAGAAUGAAAACUUUCAAAGAAGAACCUAUUGGCUGUUGGAAGAAGAUUUCACACAUAUCGUUCUUGUACACUACCUUGAAGUCAAGGGUGGCAAGCAAAGUUUCAAUCGUGUGAAAGAAGAAAUUAUGCAGUUUUCCAAUGUUGAUAGUCCAUCAUGUUCAAAUUCUAUCACUAGUCAGAGCCAGGUGGCUCCACAAACCAUGGAUGCUGCUGAAAGCCCAAUAAGUGGACAUAUUUCAGAAUAUGGAGACACUGAAUCAGAUAAUUGUCGAGCAAGCUCCAGAUACCACCCUCUCGCUGAGAUGCAGCAGCUUGUGGAUGGAGUCGUAAUGGAUGACAUGUUAUACCCUUCUGCUUUGAGAAUAGGCAGUAGACAAGUUUCAGGUUAUCAUGGUGAAAUGCCGCCAAGAACAGCUAACUUAGAUUAUCAUUCAUUUUCUCACCAUGACAUAGCUAGAAUGUUUGAUGAUGUCUGCGCUGCGCCAGGAGAUGUUUCCAGAACUCUGUUUGAUUCAGUGUCAUUCAAUGAGGCCUUCACAGAUUAUCCAACUGGGUUCACAGAGCCAGCACUUCAUUCUUCAUUUACCAGCGUAGAGGAUAGCAAUCUGGAGGAUAGCUCCCGUCUGGAGACAUUUACAUCUGAGGCUCUGUACACUAACCACCUCAGCCAGAAGGAAGCUGAUGGACUCAGUUUUGCUGGCAUAUCAACAUCAGAGGUGAAUGGAAGUAGACAUACCGAAGGAAGCAUCAAACAUCCACUCUUGAAGCAGUCAUCACUAGAUCUAUUCAAGAUUGACUCUACUGGUUUGAAGAAAAAUGACAGCUUUUCAAGAUGGAUGAGUAAAGAACUUGAGGGGAUGGUUGAUUUGGAUAUUAAAUCCAGUUCUGACACUUUCUGGAAUAGCAUAGAGACCGUGAAUGUUGCUGAUGGUUCUAGUGCACUGACUAAUGAACAGAUAGAUGCUUAUGUAGUGAGCCCUUCACUUUCUCAAGACCAACUAUUCUGCAUUCUCGAUGUCUCACCAAGCUGCGCAUAUAUUGGUUCAAAUACAAAGGUUUCAGUUACUGGUACAUUCUUGUUGAAUAAAGAACAUGUGGAUAACCGUAAGUGGUCAUGUAUGUUUGGGGAUGUUGAAGUACCAACUGAGGUUUUAACCGAUGGCACCCUACGCUGCUACGCACCAGCACAUCAAUCAGGACGAGUUCCAUUUUAUGUGACCUGCUCAAACAGGGUGGCUUGUAGUGAAGUGCGAGAAUUCGAGUAUCGAGAUUCUGAUGCUCAGUACAUGGAGACUUCACAUUCCCAGGCCAAUGGUGUAAAUGAAAUGCACCUACAUAUUCGUCUUGAGAAGCUACUCUCUUUGGGGCCAGAUGACCAUCAUAUGCUUGUUUUGAGCAGUGGGAAUGAGAAAUAUGAGCUGAUGAAUGCUAUAAAUUCCUUAAUGCUUGAUGGGAAAUGGUCAGAUCAAGAAUUACCAUCUGUAAAGGAAGUAGUUUCCACUGCAAGGGACCAAAGUUUAAAGAAAUUGGUGAAAGAGAAGCUGCAUUAUUGGCUUCUCUGUAAAAUAAACGAUGACGGAAAGGGUCCCAAUGUGCUGUGCAAGGAAGGGCAGGGUGUAAUGCAUUUGGUAGCUGCACUUGGUUAUGAUUGGGCUAUAAGACCGAUAAUUGUUGCUGGUGUAAAUGUGAACUUCCGGGAUGCUCAUGGAUGGACUGCACUUCACUGGGCUGCAGCUUUGGGGAGAGAGCGGACAGUUGGCGUCCUCAUAGCAAAUGGGGCUGCAGCAGGUGCAUUGACAGAUCCAACUUCUCAGUUCCCUUCUGGAAGAAGCCCAGCUGAUUUAGCGUCAACAAAUGGACACAAGGGGAUUGCUGGUUUCCUUGCGGAAUCUGCUCUGACAAGCCAUUUGUCAGCACUUACUAUUAGAGAAUCAAAUGAUAGCACUGUACAAUUAUGUGAGUUACCAAUUGCUGAAGAUUUCACUGGCAAUAAUUCUGCUCAGCUUGCUGGAGAGGAUGCUCAUGCUGAAUCACUUAAAGGUUCAUUAAGUGCUGUUCGUAAGUCCACUCAGGCUGCAGCUAGGAUAUUUCAAGCCUUCAGGGUGGAGUCAUUCCACAGAAAGAAAGUUGUGGAAUAUGGAGAUGAUGAUUGUGGGUUAUCUGAUGAACAUAAUCUUUCGCUUGUUUCUCUUAAAAAUGUCAAACCAGGACAACAUGAUACGCAUCUACAUUCUGCUGCUGUUCGUAUCCAAAACAAGUUCCGUGGAUGGAAAGGAAGAAAGGAGUUUAUGAUCAUUCGCCAGAGGAUUGUCAAGAUACAGGCUCAUGUACGAGGACAUCAAGUGAGAAAAAACUAUCGGAAGGUAGUCUGGUCAGUAGGUAUUGUUGAGAAAGUUAUACUGAGAUGGAGGAGAAAGAGAACUGGUUUACGUGGAUUUCGGCCUGAGAAACAACUUGAAGGUCCAUCACAAAUCCAACCUGCUAAGGCUGAGGAUGAAUAUGAUUUCUUGCAUGAUGGCAGAAGGCAGGCUGAAGCCAAGCUGCAGAGAGCACUUGCCCGAGUGCACUCUAUGUCUCAAUACCCAGAAGCAAGAGAACAGUACCAUAGGCUCACAACCUGUGUUGCUGAAAUGAAACAGGCCAGGUGGGCAAAUGAUAACAUGCUCUUCUAAUAUGAUGCAGGAUGAGAUGCUGAGUCAGGCAGCUGGUGCCGACGGAAAUGAUUUCAUGACUGGACUGGAGGACUUGAUCUGCAGAGAUGACGCAGCAAUGUCUGCCAUUUGGUGACGUUGAACUUAUUAGAUCAGUUAGGCAGGCAGUUGCCUUGUUACAUUGUCAGACUAGUUCUGUAAAUUUUCUUCAGCUAGUUGUUCACUGUUGACCUUUUAACUCGCAUUCUGCUAGUAUUAUGUUUGUAAUUCAGUCUCCGGGCACGGAUUAUCGGUAGAAUAAUUGCACUCUUAUAUGGUAAUCCUUCAAUUUCAAAUACAAGUCCAUUUAGAUU
This is a messenger RNA of Phragmites australis (common reed), 3517 nucleotides long. Its product is annotated as calmodulin-binding transcription activator 3-like. Lineage: Eukaryota; Viridiplantae; Streptophyta; Magnoliopsida; Poales; Poaceae. Gene Ontology annotation, molecular function: protein binding; transcription coregulator activity; double-stranded DNA binding. The transcript has 14 exons. Gene Ontology annotation, cellular component: nucleus. Gene Ontology annotation, biological process: regulation of transcription by RNA polymerase II. The record is from RefSeq and is a predicted model, not a curated record. Bases 189 to 3185 code for a protein of 998 amino acids.